Pocillopora meandrina is the source of this 11429-nucleotide messenger RNA. Lineage: Eukaryota; Metazoa; Cnidaria; Anthozoa; Scleractinia; Pocilloporidae. The record is from the annotation of a GenBank genome assembly.
AUGAUUGUUUUGUUUACUCAGCAUGGAAGAAUCAAAGUACGUACAACAGCUGAACAAGCUGAAGCAAAGAGAAAAGAAAGGGAAAAGAAACUGAAAAUUUACACAGAAACAACAAGCCGCAUCUAUGAAAAGGUGAUAUGUUUUUUUCAUUGCCUGACCCAUUUUUUCACUCCCAUUCCGAUGAAAAUUCUUCCUACUGUCUGUCAUACAUUUUUUAUAAACUCUGUAUUUUCUGAGAGUUUGAUGUUUAAGUGAGGUCAUUUAACAAUCCCCUAAUUGAUAUUUUUCUUUAUUCUCAUCACUUGUCUGCUUGAUAUUGUAUUGAUAUUGUAAGGAGAAAUUCUCCCUUGUCACUCAUGAGGGUUUAAGGGUUGAACCCUUCUUGAAAUGAAAAUUCACAUUCAUCAUGAAAGUGCCAAUUGAAGUAUCUUAAAACAUGCUGUACUUUCAAUGUUAUGUGAAAGGACUUGCGGUUGGCACUUUCAAUACCUUCUUGAUUCUGGAUUGCUGGUUACUUUGAUAGGAGUUAACAGAAUAAGACCUUUAAUUUGUUUGUUGUACAUACAUAUAUCUUCACUUAACAAAUAUUUCAUGAGUACAGAUUGGAUGUGAAUUGGCUAUAACCAAUCUUGAAUCCAACAAGGGAAUAUAGAAUAAUUAUUUUAUUGAAUUUCAUUAAAUCCUACUCAUUUGUGUAAUUAGAGAAUAAAUGUAAAGCCAAAUUUCCCACUCCAAAAGUGUUGGUGCAAUGCAGUGUUAGUGAAGUGAACCAAUCAGAACACUCAAAAUACAUUAUUCAAAAUGUAAUAUUUGGAUCACUGUGUUAAAAGCACCUUUAUUGCACAUGGAGUUUGUUAAUGCAAUAGAAACAAAUGUUUUAAGGUUACCACAAAGAAAAAUGAGCAAUCAUGUACCAAACAAACAAGCAAACAAACAAAUAAAUAAUGAUUUGCUGAUCCGGUUUUCCAUUUUUUUCAGAGAAAAAAUGGAGAAAUGGACAAGGAAUCUCUCUCUUUGUCUGAACAGGUCCUUGCAGCUAAUCCAGACUUUUCAACUCUGUGGAACUUCAGGAGAGAGAUUUUCCUCCAUAAGAGAGAUGAGAAGUAGGCACUGCUAAUUGAUAUACUGAGUGAAUUGACAGGAAAGCCACCUGACUACUGGCUGUUGGUAUAUAAAUCAAUAUUGUUUCACCAUUUGAUAAAUGUAAUGUUGAUUAAUUUUUAAGUCCACCAGAUGUAAUACAAGACUUUUGCACGAAGGAGUUAUAUUUCCUCAAGAACUGUCUCCAAGUGAACCCAAAAUCAUAUGGUGUUUGGCACCACAGACAAUGGAUCAUGGAAUUCAUGCCUCAGCCUAACUGGAAGGAAGAAUUGCAACUUUGUAAUAAGUUUCUAUCAUAUGAUGAGAGAAAUUGUAAGUUCAUCACCACAAUUUUAUCAAAGAUACUGAGAAAGAGACAAUCACGCAUAAAUUCUCACCUUCUAAUCUGAUGUCUUUUGAAAACGGUCUUUUUUCUAGAGCAUGGUCUUCAUUGUUUGUGUUCUCCUGGUUGUUUAACCCUCCUUAUUGUCUACCAAACGAUUCUCAUUAUGUUAGUUUGGAGAAUUUGGUAUCAAAUCAAUUAGUAAUCCCAUAAUUGAUAUUUUUCUUAGUUUUAUUCUCAUCACUUGUCUGCAUUAUAUUGUAUAGAUAUAGUAAUGAGAAAUUCUGUCUUGGUCACUCACGGGAUUUGAGGGGUUAACUCAUCACUCAUUAUUACAAUAAUUGAUGUACCACAUACAUUUAGCCUUAACACUAAACAAGAUCAACUGAAAUAUAAAAAUUCUGCAGAACAGUCUGUCCUGUGCUAAUGUCUGUUCAGAUAGUGGUGAUAGCACCAACUUCCAAUUUGCUAUGAUUCUUCCAAUUGAUUAUUAUUUGUUGGCCAGUGUUAGAAAUUUGGUGUUAAAUCCAAAUAAUUUGUUCAACAUACUCCUUUUAAAAUUCCAGUACUCCUCUGUCUGGUCACUUAUGGAGUGAUAGAAGUAAAGAACACUUUAAACCUCUUCUUUGAUAGUUUGACAUAAAUUCUGCCACCUUUUAACAUCUUCUGGUCAAUUUUAUUGAGAGAUUUUGUUCAUUUUACCCAGUUCACUGUUGGGAUUACAGAAGAUACACAGUACAGAAAGCAAAUGUAUCACCGCAUGAUGAAUUCAACUUUAGCACAGAGAAGAUCAAAGAGAAUUUCUCCAAUUAUUCCUCAUGGCAUUACCGUAGCAAACUUCUUCCAUUGAUUCAUCCUGAUCAGAGUGGAGACAGAGAGAGAGUGGAAGAGGGAGCACUCAUGAAAGGUAUAACUAAUAUACUGUUAAACUCAGAAAGAAGUAACUUACAAUACAUUGACGGGAAUCCAGACCACCCAGGCAAAUGAAUGAAAACCAAUCAGAGGACAAAACUGAAACAAUAGAUUCCAACCUUUUCAAAUCCAGUAAAUACAUAUGUGAAAUGUAGAGUUAAAGACAUUUAAAUCUCAACUCACUUAUAAACAGUGUCAGGUAAAUGGCAAGUUUACUUUCUUGGUGUUUUAGACAAGCACUUCAAUCAACUGCUGGUGUAACUUCACUGACAGGACUUGCUUGCUAUAGCAUACUAUUACCACACUUAAUAAUAACCAUUACAAAUUCCUCAAAUUUUUUGGGUGCAUUUGCAGCUUCAUUUUUUACUAAUCAUUCUGUACAAUUUUAAUCAGACAGUGUAAUCGGACAGUUUGCUGUAAUAAGACACCAGUAAUCAGACAGUUGAAGCAGCCAAUCGUCUUAAGCUAAUCAACCAAUCACAGAAAUGAUCAAAAUAACCAUAGAAACAACCACUUAUCCGAAGGAAAACUGGGGAAUUUCCAAAAUGGAGGAAUUUUUAACUAAAUACAUUGUCUCCACUUGAGAUAUUUGUUCUAAGUGUGUUACUUUGUUUUUUUGGAAAUUGAAAUGGUUAUGACUAAUUGGUAACAAGUGAUUGACAUAAUCAGAAGACCGCAAAGUGGUUAUCCAAUUUGUUAAUCAUGAGUAUGGUUACAGACAGAAUUGAAUGACAAGAGGCGCUGUUACCAUUAUGAACAAAGUGAUAUACAAAGCGUUAUUUACCCUCUAAAUUAUUAGCCAGGGUGUUCUUUGUGAAAAUAUGAUAAAAAUUUUAAUUUACUUUAAAAACCUGCAGAUAAGCCACACCAUUUUUCCAAAAACCAUUGCUAGAAAUCGGGGGUGCAGCUUAUCUGCAGGAACAUUUGAAAAAGGCAUUCCAUUUUUGCAUACAAUUUAAUGCCUGGUUACUAAGCUUGGAAUGUUCCACUCAUGCUCUUGUUGUAAUGCAAAAAUCUAUGGAAAAACUGUGUUGAAUGAAGAAAUUCCUGUCCACAAAUACCAGAAAAAGAUCCAUCAUAUGUCAAAGUUGAUAGAAACAAUGUUCAUUAUAUUAAAGUGCUAAAAUUGUGGGCAAAACUUUGAAGUAUUUUCCAUUGCAAUGUUAAUAGUGAGUUUACAUUCAAUGAACAGUGGAUGAAGAAGACUUCUUAAGACUCAACUUUGGACUUCUUUUAAUUUUUUUCAAAAAACUUUUUUUCCAAAAAUUUGAGCCACUAUAUUAAGGGUGCAGUUUAUCUGUGGGUUUUUACAGUUGUUGUUAAUUACACCCUAACAUCAGUAUCCAUAUUCUCCUUACUCUCCUCCAUAUGCUUCUUUUGGUACUGACAAGGAGAACGCAUUCAAGAUCUCAGCCUCUUAGUUUGGCAAUCAUUUCCUUUAUUCUCAUGAUCUUAGUGAAUGAUUCAGCAGUAUUACUGUAAGGAGAAAUGAGAUGCUGGUCGCUCUUAGGGUUUAAAGGGUUUAAGAGUACUGUUGAUUUUGUCAUGUUCUAUUUCAGAAUUUGAUCUAGCUCAAAAUGCUUAUUUCACUGACCCCUAUGAUCAGAGUGCUUGGUUCUAUCACAGAUGGCUUUUGGGGAGAGGUAUAAUACACUCUAUCUUUAGUUGGUGUUUAGUAUUGCAUAUAACUGUACCUUGUUUGAAUUGGAAAUCGGGUGCCCUGGGCCUGUUUAUAAAAAGGGUGGAUAUUGCUAGCAAAUAGAUAAAUUGCUAUCCAGAGGAUUAAGUAUUAAGAAAACCAACUGUUCUUUCCAUCACGGAGAGAUCUAUCCAAUGGAUAGAGUUAUCUACUCUUUGAACUACUGGGGCUUGGUGACAAAUGUACUGAAUUGUGGAUCAAGAGGUCUGGGUCCAAGCCUCAACUAGAUCACUUUAUUGUGUUCUUGGGCAAAACACUUUAUUCUCACAAUACCUCUCUCCAACCAGGAGUAUAAAUGGGUGCUAGUGAACUCAUUCACAGAAACCUGACCCUGGUUGUUCUAAGGGUGGAUUAAUAUGCUAUUGGCUGGAUGAAUCUCUAUGCGGUCAAAAUGCAAUACAUUUUGUUAACACUUAGGGCCAGUUAUUUACAUGACGUCCAACCUUAACCAUGGUUGUUUACAGUUUUAUUAAAUAAUAGCUUUUGGCUCUCUUGAUGCUGUUCACAAAAAGAAAUUGUUCAGAUAAAAGGUUCAGCUAAAUUGAGCAUUGUUUAGAAUGCAGUUUUGUUAAACAACAACCAAUCUUUGUUUCAUAAUCCUCUCAUUUUGUGGGUUGGGUUUUAUCCAUUUGUUGUUAUUAUCUCCUCUUACCUAUCAGGGAUAACAAUAUCUAAGGGGAGGAACAGCAAUACUCAAAAAUUUCUCCAUACCACAGAUGUUUCAAUGAGCUCCAGUAGUGAGGAGUAACAAAGACUUCUCCUUUCUACCUUCCAAUCUUUUGAUUUUCUUGGUUUAAAAAUUGUCCUGAUUGCCCUUGAUGAUCUUUAACCAUCAAAUUCCUAAUAAGCUAUGAGUGAUUUAUUUAAAUUAUUGUUUUAUAUUUUCCACAGCCAGACCACAGAUGGAUAUUUUGUGUUUGUAUGUGAGGUGUGAUGAUACACAUGCAACAGUCAUUGUGAAGUUUACACAGCCAAUCCAGGUCAGAAAGAAAACUAAUUACUCUUAAAUUUAUUACUGGAACUGAACUCUCCAGACAAGUUUUCAAAACCUUCUAACUUAAGUGUUUGAAUCUAUACUUCCUGACCAAAAUUUAGAGCUUUUUAGACCUGUGCUUUCAAUGUUUUCCUUUUCAUGUGGUAAGCGGUAAAAUUAGCCACCUGCAGUCCACCUUACAGUUCUUGUAAAUUCAACAGCUGAAAGGAUUGCUCUAAGGGUUUGAACAUUUACUUUACCUGUUGUGCUUGAAACAUCACUGUGCUUUAUGAGAUGAACCAAUAAUGCUUUGAUUCUGUCUCUGCAGGUUCCUAAAGAAGAUCCACAUGUUUCUAUUUGCGGAGAUGAGGUCCAAGGUCAAUGGAACAACUGUUACUACAACAAUCACCCUUCUACAGUCUGGAUAUCCUACUUUAUGAGACACAUUAUUUGAUUUGGUUCUUUGUUUUGGUUUUUUUUUUUUUUUUUACUACAUAAGUUAAUUUCAUUUGAUAAUACAAAUUUCUCUUCCUCGGAAAAAAGUCCUACCUUUCAUCUCACCUUUGAAUUCAUUUCAAAACUCCAUUGCUUUUGAAACUCCCCACUUCUGAAUUUCUGGGAAGUAAUUUUACAUGGGUAUUUUUUUGUGAUGCAAAAAUUAUUUUUUUCCGUGGAAUUUCAAGGGCUAUCAAAAGUGCACCUGACAACACUAUCCAACAGUUGGACUUUUUGAUAAGCGAACUUUAAAUGGAAAUGGUAAUUAAGCUUUAAAAUAUUGAAAAACUUUUAUGCUUCAUACGAAUUAAGCUUGGCUCACACAUUGCGAAUUAUACCUUGUUAAUAAUUGAAAUCACUCUCUCUCUCUUUCUUUUUCACUCUCUAUUUUUGCAUUAAAGUUGCACAUAAUUUAACAGUUUUUGUAAAAUUUUACCCUUUCCUGCAAAGAGAAAAGAAUGGUUUUUCUCUAAUUGUUAUUCAGACCACUUUUCCUUGACAGUAUUCAAAUUUAUAGCUGUGGGGAUGGUCAAUCAAAUUUUCCAAAUGGAACAACAAUUGAGGCGAAAUUCAUGGGAGGUAAACUAGAGAGGUCUGUGGCAGUACCAGAAGGUUUGUGAUGAGUUAAAAAUUCAAGCUUGUUGCUAUGGGAAAAGUAUUAAGUUAACUGUCUCUUCUUAUACCAGAGAAGUGGUUUUAGAAUGAGAAGGAUCCACUUUCAAGGAGAGUUAAUUUAAAAGUGUCUUGAACUCAAGCCAAGGUGCUCACAAUGUUAGAGGAGGGAAAAUCUUGGUUUCCUCAGGUUUAAAGCAAAUGAGAAGAUUAUUACACUAUUUACAUGGAUGUGAUGCUAACCUAGCUCAAGUUAUACACACCAUUCCAUCAGGUUUCUCUCUAUGUCUUUGGGUGGAGAGAUACACUGGGUCAGGAAAGUGUGACUUGCAUUUAUUUUCCCACAAAGGUAUCACUUCUAAAUCAAAUAUUAGGCUUGUGAGAAUUAGGGAAAUGAUCGCAAACUCGGUAAGCUCUUGACUUUUAACGAAAUUCUUGUUGUCAGUACCAUAGGAAACGUAAUAAAACAGUAUGGAAAUUAUUGAUGCUGAUGUUAGGAUGACAAGGGCUAAAUGCCUUUUGUGUAUUUAUUGUAGGUGAUUCUGAGGUUUGGUCAUCUGCAACUGAGUCGCAUCUCUUUAGGUACUGAAAAUACUCUGGUCUCUAUUUGCUCAUCAACUUUUAUAGCUUGAAACACAUGUCUCGUGGGUCAAAAUGAUUAGGGGUUGGACCCUUAGGCUUGAGGCUUGUCAGAAAUGUACAUCUUUGACGUCGUUUAAUGAGGUUUAAACCAAUUUUAUUGACACCAUUUUUAGCUUCCUUGCACUUAACACUGUAGCGCAAGUCAGUGAUUUACUUUCAAUUUGUGUGCUGUGUUUUACUCGUCAUCAGAGCGGAGCUCACAGCUGUCCACAGUUCAGUCCUUCAACAGGAGCUAGAGUCCUGUCGACUCUUGUUGGAAGAGGAACCGAAUAACAAGUGUAAGUACGCCACAAGUUCAAGGUGGAAUUCAGGCCACAGUUGUGGGAGGCAAGCAGUCUCGAUGAUGCGCCUUUACUGUUCAGCCCGUUCUCUUACAGAUCCGCCAUUUCGUCAUUCCUUUGAAAAAAUAUGACAAAGUUGCGGAAUAUAACCCUCUCCCCCACCCUAGCUCACAGUUACUGUGGAUUUUCUUUUUCUGUGCUAUGCUUGCGAGAAUUUUAUGCGCUUGGCGCCGGUUUCGUGGCUUUCUCUGAGCUUGCCUGAGGUAACAGUGAAAACUUUCUUUGCACUGAUCAGCAGUUGUGUUUACUGGGGUUUGGAUAUAUCACACUUUGUCGCAAUGUGCACUAGAAGGGUUUAAUCCAUAACCAGUGCUUACUGAGAAACAAAGCGGCUAAACUUGAUAUGUUUGUAGGGACGAUGUUAACAAUGGUUUUGUUGAUGCGUGCAUUGGAUCCGCUUUCACACGAAAAGGAAACAGAGUCGUAUUUAGAAAAACUUUCUCAGGUGGAUUGCUACAGGCGGGGGUAUUACAAAGAUCUUAGUAAGUAUCAUCCCACGCUACAAAUUACUUGGGGCACUGGUCAGUGACUUCUUGUCCGUCUGACUCCCUGGCUCUCUGACUGACUAGCUGACUUAAUGAUCGGGUUGACCUACCGACCGACUGACUGACUGAGAGAGCAACUGACUGACUGACUGAAAGAGCGACUGACUGACUGACUGAGAGAGUGAUUGACUAACUGACUGAAAGACUGAAUGACUGACUGAGAGAGCGACUGACUGACUGACUGGCUGAUUGACUGACCAACUUGACUGACUAACUGAGAGAGUUACUGGCUGACCGACCGACCGACCAACCAACCGACUAAAUUAUGGAUUGAUUAGCUGAAUGAUCAAUUCACUGACUACAUUGUAAGGCUGUCUGGUCUACUGACUUACUGACCAAAUUACUGAGCGGAAAGAAUGGAGGAGUGACUAACUGACAGAUCCACUGACUGACUGAUUGACUUAGUGACUGACUAAGUGACCGACUGACUGAGUAACUGACUACCCUCUUACUAAUAGAUCGACGGACAGAUUGACAACUGGAAGGAAGAACGGAAAGAUGGACUGACUGACUGAAUAAUCCGCUGUCUGACUGAUGAACGGACUGACUCACUGACCGAUUGAAAACUCGAUUAGACUGAACAUAAUAACUGACUGAAUUAUUUAAUUUACUGGAUCACUAACAGUCUGACUCUACUGCAGACUAAUUGAAUCAGUCGGCGACCGGCGGACUCAUAUCUGGGUCAAUUAAUCGACUGACUGUAUGGCUGAAUGAAAAGCUUACUGAGCUCUGUCUGACUGACUGUUUUACCCUAUCUGAUUGAUUGUUGAUCGGUCGAUUGACUGACUAACUGACUGAACGAUUAACGGUCCAUCCGUAGACUUAAACUCACCUAUAGAUUUUAUUUCUCCCAACUUUAGAAAGGAAAUUCAAAUUAGAAAACGCCAUUGAGAGACACCGCUCAAAUAAGGUUAGUGAAAUUUUAUAAAUAGCUUUAGCUUUUGCAACGACGUUAUUGCGAGAGAAACUUACUGAAAUAUUUUUAAUUGACGCAGUUGCUUACAAAUUCAUUCUAAAUCUAUCUCAAUUGACGUUUUUUUUUGUUUGUUUGUUCUUCUUAGGAAGAGACAAGGAGGGAAAUUGACCUUUCCAACAUGGUAAGUACUCGACACUUUUUUUCACUUUUCCAACUAUCUUUACAACUCGGCUUACUUCUGAUAUCGGGUGUGAAAUAAACAUCUGUCGCAACUCAGACAUAUACGGUACCAAGGGUACCUAUACUAUCUAUUAUACAACUUGUAAAACUUCUAAGGUGAUACUAAAAUCUCAGACUUCAGAAUAAUUCAUAUUUGAAUGGCGACCUAAUCUGAAAUAACUUUUGCUGUACUUCAUUCUGUGAUGGGUCCAAAAAACUUGCACCACCGUCCCGACCAAACAGUGGAACACUACAUUUAUUCGGGAUUUGAUCAUUCACGUUUUUCCGUGCUUCAGAAGUUCCCUUGUUUUUACUUUGAGGCUAUUGUAAUUAUUGUACUUUUUUGGGUUACGAUACUCACUCGAAUACGCUCUGACGCUGUUCUUUGAUAGACGUAAGAUGUAAGUAAGAGAAAGAAUUUGCAGGUGACCAAUAAGGAGUGCGAAUGGUUUAAGUUAACAAGGAGUUAACCGAAUUGAAAUUUUCCUUUAGCUGCAUCCUCUGCGCAUUUUAGAUUUUAAGCUUUUAUCACUGACAUAUAUUUAUUUGCAGGACUUGACGUCUUUGUCCCAUAUGGAUCAGCUAGUGCUUAUGAAAAACGUCAACUUGUGUCACAACCAGCUUACCUCCCUCGACGAGUGUAACAUGUUACAAUGCGUGCGCACCAUGGACGUCAGUAAUAAUAACCUGCGGUUCAUCACUAGACGGCAUGCGUUGAAACUUUGUCUUCUAGAGAAGCUGUCUCUUUCAAAUAACAGUAUCCUUUUUUGUUUUAAAAAUGUACCAUCAAGUGCCAUGAGGUACGCACAUGGCUCCCUGUUUCUGAAGCCUUGUUUGUUUUAUGUAGACCUGACCCAGAAGGUAUGGGUCUAGAGUAACUUGUUAGAGUAGCAGCCUGAUGCUGCUGUAACAGAAUCUCGCGGGCUUCUCGCGAAGUUUGCGGGUUCAUAAGAAGAUCUGAACACUCAAGUGACUCUAGAGUAGUCGCUUAUUUCUUUUAGUUGGCAAGUGCUUCGAGGAAAAUUAUCUUGUUGGAGGCUAAACGGCAAUUUUGUGAUAAGAUUUCCUUGAUAAGAAUUCCAGAUAUUACAAAUUUAGAUUGUCUAAGAAGUCUCGAGCACUGCACAUCGCUACGGAAGCUCGAUUUACGAGGAAAUCCAUGUUGUCUGUUGCCAGGUUAUAGAGAUACGGUUAAAUCACUUCUAACGAAUCUUCAAGAACUGGAUGGUGAACAGAUAAAACGAACGCCUUUCAUAGCAUUAUAGUAAUUUUUAUAGAAUUUCUGUUUUCUUCUUGUUUUUUUUGGCUUUGUUAAAUCUGUCGAUUACCCGUAAUUCUCACAGAUGGGCUCCUGGCGCUUCGAAUCAGAAGAUUUUAUAAUGACAGUAUUGCGCAUGUAAUGAAAGAUUUACAUCAACUACCGAGCAAAUAAAUCAAAGCGUAUAAUGCGUGAGUCAAAGAUUUUGAAAAGCAAUUUAAUUGAAAUACGAAGAAGAAAGCGUUUCGACUUUUCGAUUAUGUUUUUAGCAUCAUCAUCGAGAAAAUUGGAGUUUGAGUCAGGUGAAAAUUAUGAAAUAGUUCGGGCUUAAUGUUAGCUAAUGCAAAUGUUGUCUAUUAAAAGAUUUGCGGCCAUUAUCAUCGUGCUGAGUGAUUUCAAUCAGCUCUACACACUGAUAUUCUAGUUAGGUCUAUAUUUCUCACUUUUCGCUUCUUAAAAGAACUUUUCUGAAUAAUGACAUUUGUGAAAACAACAAAGCUAUUUUUAUUUAGAUUGUGAGUUUAGUUUAAAACAAUGAUUGCGAUUUCCAAGUAAUGACAAGAGAGAUUUAUGACUCACUAUUUUCUCUUGGUAAUGAUUCAAAGUUGCGAAACUGAAAAAGUGGCUCAAAGAUCGGAAGCCGAACUUAAUUGUUAUAAUUCUUUUAGUUUUACAUGCGAUCAGACUUGGUUGGUCGAUUUCCAUAAGAAGAGAAAUAGAACCACGUUUGUACUAAGUGCAAAUACAUUUUACGGUAAAACAGCUUACAAAGAAAGUGUGGCGGCCAUAAUUAUUUGAAGAUUGGGACUUCAUGAUCACUUUCGUUUAAUUAAAAGGCAGUUUUAUAUAUUGCUUAUUUUAUAUAUUGCUAGUUAUUUCACGCUCGAACAUGUCCACAAAUGUGUCCUUGCGCGCGAAGUCGAAGCAUUUUUCGAUUGUAUCUUCUCUUUCGUUUGAGUUUGUUUUAUCGUGAAAUUUUCAUGCCAAUAUCUUUCAACCUGGAGAUUUUUCCGUGUCGGCGAGCGACUUAGCAAGCUGUAGUUAUAACUAAUUUUUAAUUUUUAAAUGCAUGCAGAGAAAAUGAAAAGACUUGAACGGAUUAGUUUCGUGAGAUUUAAGAAGAAAUAAUAGGUGAAUUUUUAAAACCACUUUUAAGCAUAGACCGCUUAAUCCAUCUUACGCGUUAAAUGCAUCUUAAGGUGCAAGAAAAAAAUUAAAAUUCAGAUACACCCCACGAAAAGCCUCACCACUUUGUUAAAUACCUUUUGCAAAGCAUAAUUAUUCGGAUAGUCUGAUAUUUGGCGAAGUUUUUAUCAAUGUUAAGGGACUUGAAAGCCUUCCGGCUCUCUUACCGACCAUAGUGUUGCAAAAUUCUGGCACCUUCUCAAUAUAGG